Molecule: messenger RNA, 1332 nt
Organism: Dissoconium aciculare CBS 342.82
Lineage: Eukaryota; Fungi; Ascomycota; Dothideomycetes; Mycosphaerellales; Dissoconiaceae
Product: thioredoxin-like protein
Exons: 1
Coding region: 268-1020 (250 amino acids)
Cellular component (GO): cytoplasm
Source: RefSeq, a predicted model, not a curated record
UCAACAAUAGUCGAGAGGCGGGCAACUCGGCAGCACGUCAUCUCUGCAGUAGAGCAUUUGAUUACAAGGUUCAUUGAGUACCUAGGUAGUUGUUAAGAGCGCAGCUGUAGCUGGUACCUAUACGCCGAAAACACUGAUAAAUAAUAGCAGGAAAGGCCCCGUCAAGUCAGAUUGACUCGAGCAGCCGGAUACAAUCAAGCGAAUCAAAGACUUCAGGUUUUCAAGUACCACUCCUUUUCGUCAUUUCGCAUUCACGCGAGUCCAGCAAUGGCUUCAUCUACUAAGUCUACCGAUGGGCUCAAAAUCACCUUCUAUACCAGUUACCUCUGUCCGUACGCGCAGCGUUCCCACAUCGUUCUCGAAGAACUUGGACUGCCGUACGAGAUAGUUCAAAUUGACCUAGGUGUGCCACGUCCGCAAUGGUACCUUGACAUCAACCCUCGUGGACUGGUUCCCUCGCUCAAAUGUCAAGUCGAAGGCGCUGGUGACGAGGAAAUCCUCACUGAAUCUCUUAUCGUCUCGCAAUUUCUUGCCGAUAGCUUUCCCUCAACACUGUUACCCGCCACUCAAGCCGAUGCUACUGCGCCUCUUCGUCGAGCCCGCAUUGCUUUCUUCAUCGACACAUGGGCCACAAAAGUUAGCUCGCAGCAGUUCGGUAUCAUGUUGAACGACGACGUCUCCGAGAAGGAGCGGCUCGCCGGAGAAUGGGCCAAAGCUGUGGAGAAGGAGAUUGAACCACUGCUCGCUGAUGCGAAGCCUUUCUUCGGCAACAGUGACGAGUUCUCCUUUGCUGAUGCGAUGGUCGCGCCCUUUGUGGUACGUUGGGAGGCGCUCUCGCAGGAUGGCAGUCUCGUCCCCACCAGUUUCUGGGAGAGGGUGAAUGUCCUGCCCAACUUCAGUCGCUGGGCAAAAGCGAUCCAGGCCCGACCAAGUGUGGCCAGCACAUUUGAUGCAGCUACGAUUGUCGCGAACUCGAAGAAGAUGGUGGAGAAGCGAAAGGCUGCGGCUGCGCAAAAAUGAUGUCAACUUGCGCGGAUCUGAAGCAUUGUGGCAGCGCUUUCAGAGCGGGAUUCUGUAUCCAGCAACGCUUCAAAUUUCAAAUUAUUAGUCUGUGAUUCUAUCUCUGAGCAGUGUUCGAUGCGAUCAAAGCCGAUCUACAAUAUGAAAUAUGAUUUGAUCGACCAGGACCUGGAAGAUACAGUAGAGAUUCUAGGUGGAUUGUCCAGGUCGUCACACGCGCGCAGGCGGGCUUCCGCUUUGGGUCUAGUCCGGUCGACGAUCGGCUUUCUUGAAUUGCAUCCCAGGUGCUCAUGGCCCGAAGUGCUCCAACCU